This is a messenger RNA of Corvus hawaiiensis (hawaiian crow), 1520 nucleotides long. RefSeq names its product bMERB domain-containing protein 1-like. The record is from RefSeq and is a predicted model, not a curated record. The transcript has 7 exons. NCBI's taxonomy places the organism in Eukaryota, Metazoa, Chordata, Aves, Passeriformes, Corvidae. Bases 16 to 912 code for a protein of 298 amino acids.
GAAAGGGUCCGGGGAAUGCCCCGGGGGAAACUGCGGGGGCCGGGGCCUGCAGGCGGAGGACUCGGAGCGCAGGGAGCGGUGGGAUCGGAGGCAGCGGAGCGGUGGGAACAGUGCGAGCCCCCGCCCAGGCGGAGCGGCGGGAUCGGAGCGGUGGGAGCGACGGGAGUAGUGGGAGAGGAGGAAAGGGAGCGGCGGGAGCCCCCGCCCCGGCGGAGCCGUGGGGUCGGAGCGGUGGGAUCAGUGCGAGCCCCCGCCCCGGCGGAGCGGCGGGAGCAGCGCGGAGGGAGCGGCGGGAGCCCCCGCCCCGGCGGAGCACAGCGCGCUGGGCUGCGGAUGGAGGGCAGCCGCGCUUCUCCCCGGUACGGAUCCAUGGAAUCCACCCGGUGGCCGCCGGCCGGCGCGGGGCCAGAGGAUGAGGUUGUGUCCAUGGCCGACUCCACCACCACCAUCGAUGACAUCGAGGGAGAGCUCUUCAGGAUCGAGCGGAUCCGGGAGAUCCUGGUGCGCAGGGAGUCGGAGCUGCGCUACAUGAUGGAUGACAUCCAGCUUUGUAAGGAAAUCAGCUGGCUGAAAACAGAACUCCAGAAACUCCUGUCCCUGCCCGAGAACCAGAAGUCCAACGAGGAGAAGCAGAGGGAAGAGGAGCUGGUGCAGCAGAUCCACAAGCUGGUGGAAACGCGGGAUUUCCUAGUGGAUGACGUGGAGUUUGAGAGGCUCAGGGAAAGGGAAGAAGACAAGGAAAUGGCCGAGUUCCUGCAGAGCAAGCUCUCCAAAAGCUACCUCCAGAGAGCAGCUCCUGUCCGAGAGAAGAAGAUGACGUCGAGGGGACAGCAAACCUCCACUCCCUACGUGACCAAGACAGGCCUGACCCUGCUCAAGGAGUGCUGUGGCUUCACCUGCUCCAUCAUGUAGGGCACUGCCAGCCCCUGGCACAGGACACGCCGUGGUCUGCAGCCAGAGUCCACUCCCUGCUCUCCUCCGAGAGACCCAGCAUCCAUCAUUGUCCACAAUUUCCCCGCAGCAGCACCACCGAGGCUCCCAGGCUGGCUGGGCAGGUCUGGCUGCUGGCACAGGUCCUGGUGGCCCCACGUCCUCCAUGGCAGCACAGACACCACGGCCCACCCCGGCUCAGCCUGGGAGCUGUGACAGCAGCGGGGAGCCCACGGCACAGCACUGGAGCAUCCUACACCCAGACCCAGGGAUAAAAAGCACCUGGAGCUGCUGUUGGGAGAACAUCCUGCUCCAGCACCCAGAACACGCUGCGGCCACUGCUGAUGAUCUCCUCCUCACCCUUGCCCCACCCUGGGAGUGCCCAUGGGACGGUUCCUGAGGACUCCUGGUGGGGAAUGUCUGUGUGUCCCAGCUGUGUCCCUGUGGCUGCUCCUGGAGAAGGGCUCAGGCUGCUCCCCUGGGCACAUGGAACUGCUGGAACUGCUGGAAAAGGUGCCCAGCCCAUGGGCGUGACACCGGUUCAUGUGCAUUGAUCUCGACCCAAACCAAUAAAUGUCUGUUGGAAGCUC